Molecule: messenger RNA, 4248 nt
Organism: Mesocestoides corti
Lineage: Eukaryota; Metazoa; Platyhelminthes; Cestoda; Cyclophyllidea; Mesocestoididae
Source: the annotation of a GenBank genome assembly
CUGCUUAGUAUUAACGUGUUCGUGUUUCUUCUUAGAUUACAGCAUUUUGACUAUGUCCGAACUUCUGAUCUUCAAAGAAUUGGUCUUAGCGGUCCUGCCAUAGGCAGAGUUAAGGAAGCACUAAACGUUUGUCGUGAAAAUGCUGGUUUGCCAAAAAAUCGACGAAGGCGACACCACUACAGGCUUUCCUUUGGGAUUCCUUUUUUCGAUCUGUUGCGAUAUGGGCCUCCUCGCGAUGUUCCUAUUUUGACAGCUCUAAGCGAUUCUGUGUCGUCACCUCAGGCUCUACAUCGUCGUCGCCAAUCUGAUUAUGGAGGCUUGCAAUCUUCCACCUUAGACGACCUUAUCGCCUGUCAACUUAUCCGUCCAGAUGACAUCACUCUUCACGAAAAAGACGACGGACGCCUUGGUUCAGGGUCUUUUGGCGUGGUUAGGCGUGCUGACUGGCGGACGCCAGCUGGCAAAACGCUUCCCGUAGCUUUGAAGAUUCUGCGGCGCAGCAAGACAAAGGACAUUGACUUCUUCUCAAGUGUCCUGUCAGAGGUCAUGCUUAUGCAGUCAGUUUCACACCCGAACCUUGUCCGAAUCUACGGAAUCAUCCCACUUAACCCGCUCGUCAUCGUCACGGAACUAGCGCCACAAGGCAGCCUACUCGCAACCCUGCGCUCUCAUAGUCACCGACUAAUGCUUAGUAAAAAGGAUUCCUUCAAUGAAAUCUGUACACCGACGGCGUUUAGUGUGGACCUCCUUUGGGACAUGGGCAUCCAGCUGGCGCGCGGGAUGUCCCAUCUGGCCUCGCGCUACCUCGUUCAUCGGGAUCUCGCUGCGCGCAACGUCCUCCUCUUCUCUGGCUACGGGAAGGCCGUCACCGUGAAGAUCGGCGACUUCGGCCUCCUGCGACGUGUCGCUUGCGACUCCGGCGAAGACCCCUCCGCGUUUGUGUACGUCGGCCAUGGCAAACAGCGUAUCCCCUUUGCUUGGUCCCCGCCAGAGGCCAUCCGCGGCCGCCGAUUCUCCCAGGCCUCGGAUGUGUGGAGCUGGGGCGUGACGCUGUGGGAGAUUUGGACUGGGGGCGGGGAGCCCUGGGCUGGUCUCUCCUCCGACGCUGUCCUCGCCGAACUCAACUCCCAGCGUCGAUUGGCCUGGCCGCGACUAACGUGCCCUCGAAAGCUCUACCAAUUGAUGCUGGCCUGUUGGCGUUCAGAUGCCCCCAGUGAGGUGGUGGCGACACAGAACUUCGACGAAGCCGAUCGCAUGGACGUCGUCGCGGGCGACCGGAUUGUCGUGAUCGACGGACAGGCGGAGAACUUUUGGUGGCGCGGGCAGAAUCGUCGAACAGGCGAAAUCGCCUCCUUCCCCCGGGAAAUCGUCCGACUUCAGCGAAAUCUCUCCUCUCAAGACAUCAGCAGACCGAUGCAAAACUCCUUCGUCCAUGCUGGUCAUCAUGGCUUCGAGGGGCGAGAUUGGGGCCACGUUGAUCGCGUUGACCCGGUUUUCCUAUCAGGCAUAACGCCGCACCACGCUGACACGCUGGGUCAAACCUACGUCCAACAGGCUUCCAAUUUCUCCAUUUCAUCGUCGUCGUCGUGGAAACCGCUUCGCAACAUGUCCGCAGGUGGUUUGCCUGCGGCGGGUGGCUGUUUCGGCGACGAGAAUUCCUCCUCAUUGCCCGACGAUCCGCAGGUCGGGAACUACGAUGAAGCGGAGGAAGACGAACGACGUCUGCUGGAUGCAUCAACGUCGGGAACUAUUGCUAGGCAACAGCUUCCACCACCUCCGUUACCGUCGAAUUUGUCGAAAGGCUUGGAAUCGUCUCUCCGCAGUGAGUACUACUCACUGGGCAACAGCACCCCAGCAACCAUUGCCUCCACGUCUGCAUCCGCCUCCAGAUCGAAGGGGGAAGACGCCACGCCGACGGCUUCAAGUGUUUCCCAUCGCGUCUCCAACUCCUUCACUGCCUCCGGCGCCCCUGACACCGACCCGUUUUCCCUUAUCGAUUUCCAUCACUCCGCGGAUGGGACUACUAGGUGUCCGACACCGUCGGCGCCCAUUUACCAAUUCGCGCCGCCGCCACCGCCACCCCCGCCUCAGCGGCCUCCCACCAGCCCCUACUUCCAGGCCGCCUGGAACUGCUGGAUGCGCAGCGGCGAUGGCGCCGUACCUCGCAAUCCCCCUCCGAACCCUCCAGUCUCCUGCGACCCUCCUCCGGUACCCCACCGUGCCGCUGACAUCGAUCGUAUCCGAGUGCUCUUCGACGCACAAACUAUCUCCACGUCGUCGUCGUCAGCGUCGUCUAGACCUGUGCAGCAGCGCGAACAGGAACUUCUUGUUGGAGCCGCUGCGUCAUCUUCAAAUCCCUUUUUGCAACCCCGGACAUCAGAUCUCCCUCAGCACACCACAACAUCGCGUUCCUCGUCAUUCUCGAAUUGUCCGCCAAACCCCGCCAAUUUCGUUUCCUCAGAAGGCGAAUCUGGAAAAUCGUCUCCCACUUCUGUCUCCCUUUCCCUUCCGGUUUCAUCGGAACGCGAUCCAUGCACAGCUUCUCCUGACUCCCUAUGGACGUUCCCCGUUAGCACUGCAUUCGAUCCGGUUGAGGUGGAUCUGGUUGCCAAGCGACUUCCAGGCGGCUGCAGUCUGACAGAGGCGCGAGACGCCCUCAACUGUGCCAUCAACUCUCCACGAGCUCGCAGCAUCAUCCACCUCCACUCCCCGCCGCCAUUGGCCGACGUAAUGGCACCCGGCGCGCGUGAUUGGCGCGUCAAGGUUGCUGUUCGUCUGCUUCUGUUGCGCCGAUUGGUGCGUCUGCAGCUGUGCACCGAUCUUGAAUUGUGCUGGUCGGCGCUGGAGAAGGCUGAUUGGUCGGUGGAGGGUGCUACGUCGACAAGCAUUCCUUAUUUGACGGCUGAGAAUGGAAUGCGCAUUCCCUGUUUGGGCUUGGGCACUUUUAAGUUAAGAGGCGAUGAUGGUGGUGUGGCGCUGAACGCCGCCCUGGAAAUCGGCUACCGGCAUUUCGAUUGCGCUCACCUCUACAACAACGAGGAGGAGUUAGGUCGAGUUUUCCACGCCUGGAUCGAGUCCGGACGCGUCAGGCGGUGCGAUCUAUUCAUCACCUCCAAGCUAUGGAACACGUUCCACCGUCCCAGUCUCGUAAAACAGGCCUGUGCGACCUCUGUUCAGCGACUUCAAGUCGACUACCUGGAUCUAUAUCUCAUUCACUGGCCUGUUCCUUAUCAGCCUUCUGAUGUUAUGGUACCCAAGGAUGGUCACAACCAAACGCUAUUUGACGAUGUUGACAUGUUGGACACUUGGAGGGCAAUGGAAAACUUAGUGACAGGUGGACUAUGUCGAUACCUUGGAUUAUCGAAUUUUAAUGUUCGCCAAAUUGAGCGGAUACUUACUAACAGCGCGAUUCGACCGUCGGUACUGCAGAUUGAAAGCAAUAUCAGUUUUCCGAAUCAAUCGCUAAUCGAUUUUGCCCAAACAAAUGGCAUUGUUGUCACUGGCUACUUUGUUCUUGGCUGUCCUUACUUUCAUUCUAAACUCACUAAAAGGCCGCUGUUAGAGUCGCAAGAAAUCCGUGAAAUUGCCAAUAAGUACGGCAGAACGACUGCUCAAGUGGCUCUCAGGCAUGGACUCCAGCGUGGUCUGUGUGUUCUAUUUAGAAGCAAAACGCCUUUACGACUUGCCGAAAAUUUUCAGGUGUUUGACUUUGAAUUGAGUUCGGACGACAUGGAUCGCCUCGCUUUACUUGGCACAGGCGAGCGGAUUUUGAAGGGAGCUGCCAUGAGAGGACAUCCCGAAUACCCUUUUGAAGAAAAUGACCGGCAAUCCGCGCCGAUGUCGCAUGAAGCGAGCACUUCACAUAAUGACGAUGAUAAUGUUGUGGCCUCACUAAAGUUCUACGGCCAACGUCGUUCCUCUGAUGUUCCAGAUCCGAGAGAAAUAGUAAUCCCAGUGGACAACGUCCAGUACGUCGAAACGACCGACGACAACGGACUCCCGGGUCUGGAAAUAUCCUUCAACAUCGUGCACGACUUCUCAACUCUCAUUUCUGAUGAAAUCAAGGAAACAUUGAAGGCGAUCAUUGAAGGCCAAGAAUGGGGUUGUAAGAAGAAAUCAAUUAACUUCUGUUUACCACGCGGUCAAUCAGUGGAUAUUCAAAAGCUCAUACAUCAGGCUGUUCGCACAAUUGAAGACGUUGCUACCACAGGCAGCCAAUGCGACACUGCUAAGCAUGAUGGAAAUUGA